AUGCACAGUGUACUUCUGAUCGCCCUGUUUGCCCCGGCAAUUUCAGCUUUCCUAUUAGACAGCUUUGGUCUAGGAAGUGGUAUUAAAACCGUCACCGAACUGGACGUGCCGAAAUACUUAGGACGAUGGUAUCAGAUGUACGCCAGUCAGUCAGUAUAUGCCACGUUUGAAAAGGAUGCCGUGUGUGUAACUGCUGACUAUUCCAUGUCAACGGACGGUUCUGGGAAUGUGCUCGUUCGUAAUGGAGAAAAUCUGAAGACUCCGAACGGAACGCUCAAAACUAUCAACGGAUACGCAGUUCCAUCCAAUGAGCCAGGAAAGCUGACCGUCAAUCUCGAAACAGCUCCGUUCCCAGCCCCUUACUGGGUGAUCAAACUAGGACCUACAACGUUUGGAAAGGAUGACCAGUACCAGUACUCUGUAGUGACCGACAACCUGAAAGCCACACUCUUCGUACUGGCGCGAGACCCAGAAACAUUCAAGCGUGACUAUGAUGAAGAAAUAGUUCAGUACCUCAAAGAUCAAGGCUUCACUAACUUUAUCAACAAACCAGUAGCGACAUACCAUGGUCCCGACUGUAUGUACGUCAAGCAGUGA
This is a messenger RNA of Ylistrum balloti, 597 nucleotides long. RefSeq names its product apolipoprotein D-like. The record is from RefSeq and is a predicted model, not a curated record. NCBI's taxonomy places the organism in Eukaryota, Metazoa, Mollusca, Bivalvia, Pectinida, Pectinidae. The transcript is spliced from 4 exons. The coding region runs from base 1 to 597 and encodes 198 amino acids.